AAGCCCGUGGAAUCCUUCGGAUCCGAGUCUCACCAUCAACGGAGCCGUUAAUUUACCUCUCACAGACUUGGAUGUAGCAUAACCUCGAAGGCUUCAUCACGGCUAUUUGAGCUUCGUUAAACUUUCCGUCGCCUCGAACUUUAACUCGGAUAUGGCUGCUGUUCUUGCAGCCGCAAGACCUGCCCUGGUGAUCGUACCUGGCAACUUCAGCUUACCUCGAUUCUGGAGCGCCAUCCAGCGGUCAGUUGAAGACAAGGGCUAUCCGGUCGAAGUUGUUCCUCUUCAGUCUUCUCGUGAGGAAAGGAUUGAUCCUGCGCCAGGUUUGGCCGAUGACGUAAAGGAGGCUCAGUCAGUUCUGAACAAGCACAUUAACCAAGGAAAAGAUGUUGUCAUGCUUAUGCAUUCAUAUGGCGGGAUGGUCGGAACUGAAGCGACUCGCGGCUUGAGUCGCAACGAGCGAGAAAAGGCAGGUCUAAAGGGCGGGAUAACACGCCUGAUCUUUCUGGCUGCGAUCUUUGCACCUCCUGGCAAAAGUACUCGGGGGCUAUAUGAAGCCAACCCAGGCCGUUAUCCCCGCCGCGAGGGCGACUAUCUUAUAUGCGAUGAAGAAACAGCCAUGUGCUUCUACAGCAAUCUCACAAAGGAGCAAGGCCAACAACUAGCUCAGGACGCUUCCAAGAUUUCUCAGGCCGUCAGGGUCUUCGGCGAUGAGCAGACAUACGAUGGCUUCCACAAACUAAUUCCAUCCAGCUAUAUCCUGACUAAGAAGGAUGUGCUUGUUCCCGAACCAGCUCAGAGGCAGUUCAUCUCACGACUGGAAGAGAACGGAGGCCGACCUGUCCCUGUUUUUGAGCUUGAUACGUCUCACUCGCCUCACCAAACGGAUCCCCAGCUGCUAAUGAGAACUUUGGAUAAGAUUCUAGAGCAGGAGCAUGGAUCAGAGUGAGGAACAGAAAGGUCUGAGAAUAGCGUGACUGAAGGUUUUGGUCUAGUCAGAUAGUCAGUAACUUUUACAUAUCAGAUGUUAGUCAAUGGCUCGACAUUCAGGAGCUCUGCAGUUUGACUGUAGUAGAAUAAGACAAGUGACAUACCAUGGCAAGCUGACAGCAUUUCAGGAGUUGGCUGAAAGCUCAGCUGCAGUCGUAGCCGGUUUCCAAUUCAUGUCAGAGAUGAACCAACAGCAGUAAACGCAGAUAGUUCAGAAUCUUCAGCUUUCCGACUUUCCCGAUCAACUCAAGGAUUUCAAUGUAUUGCCAGCCACAUUUCUCAAGCAGCCUAUAAGAUCGUUGGGAGCCAUGUUGGCCCCUGGCGCAAGGGUCGAUCAUGUCUCAGCGCCACUCCCUUGCGUCGCUCCUGUUGAUCAAGAGUCAUCACGCUGUUCAAUUCGGAAAUCGGUAGUUACCAAGUCUAGAUCACGAGGGAGCAUGAUAGUAUUAAUAAGAGAACUAAGAGAUAUUCUUGAG
This is a messenger RNA of Fusarium odoratissimum NRRL 54006, 1463 nucleotides long. RefSeq lists its product as uncharacterized. Lineage: Eukaryota; Fungi; Ascomycota; Sordariomycetes; Hypocreales; Nectriaceae. The transcript has 2 exons. The coding region runs from base 152 to 946 and encodes 264 amino acids. The record is from RefSeq and is a predicted model, not a curated record.